AUGGUGAAAGUCUUCUUGCUCCUCUUUGCCCGUCUGGCGGCAGCUGGGGCGCUCUGGUCAACCAGCCCAGCAGUCUCCACGGAUGUGAUGCGCCAGGCAUAUUGCGUUGGGAAUGGAAGGCUUGGUGCAAUGCCUUUCGGUCAACCUGGCCAAGAGAUGCUCAAUCUGAAUAUUGACACCCUCUGGUCUGGUGGACCAUUCCAGCUUUCCACUUAUAAUGGGGGAAACCCCAACACAAGUAUGAUAGACGUGCUUGCAGAAGUCCGUGCCGAGACCUGGUCAACUGGAAUAACGAACGAUACUGCGCUCCAUGGUGACACAUCGGCCUAUGGUAGUUUCAAGGCUGCCGGAAACCUGUCGGUCACAAUUGAUGGCAUCAGAGACGAUUUCAGUAGCUUCAACCGGUCUCUAGAUUUGAAAACUGGCAUUCACACGACCUCCUUUUCUACAGAUGUUGCCAACUUCACCUCGACGGUAUAUUGCACUUUGCCAGAUCAAGUAUGCGUCUACAAUCUUGAAUCUUCAGACUUUCUGCCGCAGGUAGCUAUAGCCUUGGGAAACAUUGUCUCCAGCAAUCAAGGAGGACUUACCUUGGGGUGCAACUCCCAAUCGGCCAGUUUGACGGGGUAUACACAGAAUAGCAAUCCGAUUGGAAUGAAGUGGGACAUCAUUGCGCAAAAUUCCACCCCGGGUACCUGCAAUAAUGAGACCGGGACACUUGUCGUGCCGGGAAACUCGUCUUCAGCGUUGACCAUUGUUAUAGGGGCGGGGACCAACUACGACCAGACCAAGGGCACCAGGGAGUACAAUUAUAGCUUUCAGGGUGCUGACCCGGCACCUCUAGUUGCCGAGACGGUUUCCAAAGCUAUUCAAAUUCCCGAAAAAGAGCUGCGCGCCGCCCAUGUUGCCGACUAUAGCAAUUUCGAGAGCCGUUUUCUGCUCAGUCUGCCCGACACGCAGGGCUCCUCUGGUGUCAGCCUUGAUCUGCUCCUCACCAAUUACAACUCCAAUCUGACUUCAGGCGACCCAUAUUUGGAGAAACUCAUGUUUGAUUAUGGCCGACAUCUUUUGAUCGGUUCUUCGCGUGACAAUAGCUUGCCGCCAAACCUACAGGGAGUGUGGUCCAAUCUUGACAGCGCGGCUUGGUCCGGCGAUUACCAUGCAAAUAUAAACUUGCAGAUGAAUCUGUGGCCAGCACAACAGACGGGGCUGGGCGAGUUGCUUGUCAGCGUGUGGAAUUACAUGGAAAAUACUUGGGUUCCCCGCGGUACCGAAACAGCUCAGCUUCUAUACGGAGCCAGCGGUUGGGUCACUCAUGACGAAAUGAACAUUUUCGGACACACUGGGGAAGCCAUUAUGCCAUGCAGAAUGAAAUCAUAUGAGACGUCUGCAGACUAUGCUAUUGCACCGGCCUGGAUGAUGCAACAUGUUUGGGACAAUUACGAGUACUCGCAGGAUUCUCAGUGGUGGUCUGAACAGGGUUGGCCCCUCUUGAAAGGAGCAGCGGAGUUUUGGUUGAAUCAGCUCCAGGUCGAUCAGUUUUCCAACGAUAGUUCGCUGGUCGUGGUGCCCUGUAUAUCCCCAGAGCACGGACCGGCGACCUUUGGAUGCACACACUGGCAGCAACUUCUUCACCAAUUGUUUGAAAUCGUUCUUGUUGGGGCUCCAGCCGCGAACGAUAAUGACAAUGAAUUCUUGGCCAACAUUACGACAUUAUUAGCGUCUGUCGACAAGGGUCUGCAUUUCGGUACUUGGGGGCAGAUCAAGGAGUGGAAGGUCCCUGAAUCUGUCUACAAUGACUACAAAAACGACCAGCACCGGCAUAUUUCCGAGCUUGUGGGAUGGUACCCUGGCUGGUCCAUCAACUCGCUCCAAUGCGGUUAUAGUAAUUCGACAAUUCAGACGGCCGUCAACACCACUCUUACUAGCCGUGGUACCGGCUUCGAGAACUCGGACCCGGGCUGGGCCAAGGCCUGGAGAUCAGCUUGCUGGGCCUUGUUGAACAACACUGAGCGUGCGUAUUACGAAUACCGCUAUACGAUUGACGAAAAUUUUGCCUCCAACGGUCUGUCCUUUUCCAGUGGUGCGCCAGGAUCUUUACAGCCAUAUGGUGCUUUUCAGAUUGACGCCAAUUUUGGCCUUGUCGGAGCUGGGCUGAGCAUGUUGGCUGUGGAUCUACCAGUAUCGAGCAGCUUUGACGGGACUCGAGAAGUAGUUCUUGGUCCCGCCAUUCCCGCAGCCUGGGCUGGUGGAAAUGUUCAGGGGCUGCGCAUUCGUGGUGGGGGUUCCGUUGAUUUUGACUGGGACGACGCCGGUGUCGUCCAUCAGGUUACCGCACGGGAUUUGGCUACGAAUGUACGCCUGCUGAAUAUUGAGGGAGAUGUGCUGUACCCUUAA
Pestalotiopsis fici W106-1 is the source of this 2397-nucleotide messenger RNA. RefSeq lists its product as uncharacterized. The record is from RefSeq and is a predicted model, not a curated record. Gene Ontology annotation, biological process: carbohydrate metabolic process. The transcript has 4 exons. NCBI's taxonomy places the organism in Eukaryota, Fungi, Ascomycota, Sordariomycetes, Amphisphaeriales, Sporocadaceae. Gene Ontology annotation, molecular function: alpha-L-fucosidase activity. The coding region runs from base 1 to 2397 and encodes 798 amino acids.